Trichoderma aggressivum f. europaeum is the source of this 4836-nucleotide messenger RNA. RefSeq lists its product as uncharacterized. The record is from RefSeq and is a predicted model, not a curated record. Bases 1 to 4836 code for a protein of 1611 amino acids. The transcript has a single exon. NCBI's taxonomy places the organism in Eukaryota, Fungi, Ascomycota, Sordariomycetes, Hypocreales, Hypocreaceae.
AUGCCCAACAAAGCGCAACGACGCUCGACAUGGCGCUUCAGCCUCGAGCCAAGACCCCGUGAAGAUGAUCUCGCCCCACAUUCCAGCAGCGACAUCUCCACGACACCGCCACAGCUGCCCGACCCGUCCCCGGUCUCCCCCUUGAACGCCGCAUCUGGCCCUGGAGCCGCCUUUCCAUGGAGUGUCUCGGAUGACAUGCCAGCCCCCGACCCGUCAGCUGGGAGGCUGCCCGGCGAGGUACACGUCACAUCGGAGGACUUAGUCAUAUUCAAUUCGUUCCUCCACGGGGCUUAUCCGUCAGCAGAGCCGGAGGAGCAUAUAUUCCCCGCUGGCCAAAGGAGCUCUGACUUGAACCCGGAGAUGGUGACGCCGGAUGAUUGGGUCAUGGUUCAGCAUCAGGGUGAACAGAGCCAAGCUCAGAGAAUGUCCACGUCGUUUAGGGCAAUGGCUGGAGCAGAUGAUCAAGCACGGCAGCAACAGAAUCAACCCCUAGAUAAGUCGGACAUGCCAAAGCGCAAUUCCUCCUUUAUCGGGUUGCCGCCCAUCAGGAGAGGCUCAACAUUUGGCACAAAAUCAAAAGCACGGAGGGCCACGGAGCGCUUCUCCCUAGACGACGAAGACGGUGACGAUGGUGCUGACAUUGAUGCUCCUCCCCUCUCUCCAGUCAGCGGGAUUGACGCGUCGAUACACCCCCCAGAGGCCGUGACGGGCACGAAUCAAGGGGGACGCAAUGAAAAGCCUCUGCCUCCUCAGCCCGGGCAUGGAGUGCCUAUGGCCAUGGGCGUAGAUCCUGGAUUUGGCCAGCAACAGAGUUCCAAUGCAGGCCAUCACCCUCACCCUCACCCACAACAACAACAACAACAACAACAGCAGCAGCAGCAGCAAUAUCCUGGUGGACCGAACCCUCAACUUGCUCAAGGCGCGCCCAUGCUUGGUAGCCUGGUCCAGAAACUCCCUCCUGCAGGUCCGUGGAAACUGGAAGAGAGCCAUCUAACCGAGCCGCUUCACCUAACCAAAAAACGCUCCGGCACAGAUUUUUCGCAACAGGAUGCCUACUAUGGGUACAAUAAAGAGCUUGGAUUGGAAAUCCCUGCGGCUCCAAUGCCUCCCGCUCAAGGCCCUCCCGGGCGAUUCAGGAGUGAUGUACCCCCAUCGUCCGCUCGGCGUUAUCCAGAGCUGUUUUCACUCCCAGGACAAGACCCACGGCAGUUGGGUCGAGGCCAGGGAUACCCGCCUCAGAUGCAAGGUCGCCCACCGAGAGAGGGGGCGGCACCCGUGCGGCAGCAACAGGGAGGACCAGACGUUGAUGAGCGUGGGCGCAGGAGAAAUUCGGGCAUCUUGAAAGAGAUUGGGACCCGAAUUGCGAGAGCAACCUCGAGAGAACGACGGAGCUCUAUUGCCGAAGCUAAGCCACCAUCUAUACAGCUUCGAGGGGAUGAGGUAUCAGAAGCCAGCAUCACAACGGAGGAUGCUUCGGACCGUAAAAAGAAGCGAGCCAGUUUCUUUGGAUUCACUGGCCGUCCUUCCUCAACGGACCAGACGCUUCGGAAAGAAGAGGAUCUGGGCAAUCAGCCGCGCCAGCGGGAUACACAAUCUGCUGGAGCCGAGCCGCCUGCUGAUCCCCGCGAAGAUCAUAAACGCUCCCUCUUUGGUGGUGGUGGACAGCUCAAGAUAGGCCCCGGCAAUUUCUCUCGUUCCUCAACUUCCAACUCUGCACUGGAGUCAGUUUCUGGGCCCAGUGGUGACGGGGUUCCGCACAAGAGAAGGAUAUCUGAUAUCGCCAAAGCUUCCGGCAUUGCAGGCCUAUUUGGUCGCUCACGUCAAGAUCGUUCGUCACUGGGUGCAAUGCCUCGGCAGCAGAACGGCGACCAGGCUUUGAACCAAAGAGCCUUGAUACCUGAUCGACCCCCCAUGCAGCUCCCAUCUUUGGAUUUUACAUCGGACCCUCUGGCUUCCAUGUCUAGUUUGGGAUUCGAGGAAUCGUUUCAGAUCUACCAACAAGACGAGCACCAGCCACAACCACAACGAGGCCUAGAACAACCUAUGCAGACACAGUUUGGCAAUUCCAAUGCUUUCUCUGUUGGUUCUAUGAACCCUCAAGCUCAACAGACUUCUCCGUUACCCACUGCAAUUGGAAGCCAAGAGAGGACAGUAGCCUCGGCAGGAUUGACUUCUCCUCCUUUCAACCAGCCACCACAGGGCAUUAGCCAGAAUUCAGAGCGACAGAAUCUUCAGAGCCAUUUGCCACCCCUUGCAACCGAGACUCUUGUGCCAGUGCAGAACGUGAACGCUGCUGCUACAGAGGGCCAAAACCGUUCCGGCAACGAUAGUUUGGAAACCCCAUCCGAGUCCCAGUUGGACUCGGCAAUGGAUGAAAAGACCCCUAGGCUUCAAGAAUUCAUAUUUCAAGAGAAGCUGGCAGGUCUCCAAAUUGGGGAGGAUAAUGUGAGCGAAGAGGAAGUUUUGAGAUCACAGACUGUGUCGCCGGAUAUAUCCAUUGUAUCCACCUCCAAGACGGAGGAGCAAGGCCCUGUUCGAUCGCACAGCAAUACCUCCGAGCAUAGUGAGAUGGUUGAGGGGGUUUUGAUCACUCCUCCCCCUGAGGGGUCACUUCCAUCGGUUGCGGAUGCUGACAAUGCCGGCCAUUCUGCCAUUCACCAUGGUAUGCCGCCGUCAGUCCACUCUUUCCCAUCCAUUUCUUCGCUCCGUGAGAAAUCGGAUGCCAAAUCUAUUCAGCAAGAGGGAAGUUCUGUACACCAGACCGAAGAGAGCGUAGCAAUAUCACCGGAACCGUCACCUCAAGUUACGAAAUCUCAAGUAUCGAGCAAAGCCGCAACGCCAAUGUCUCAGCAUCAACAACUGCACUCACCGGCUUUGGCGACAGUAAAGCUGCCAGAACCACAAAGCGCCGAUCUGCCAGCCACUCCUCGGUCUCAAAGUAGACCUGAAUCGCAGCCGCGGCUCCUCGACACGGCAGGGCAGAGGCAACUAUCCGCUCCGUCAUCACCGCUCCCUGCCGGCAACCAACCAGCACAGCAGCAACCAGCACAGCAGCAACCAGCACAGCAGCAACCAGCACAGCAGCAACCAGCACAGCAACAGCCCGUACAGCAACAACUCGCUCAGCAACAACCCGUACAGCAGUAUGCUGUACAACAACAGCGUCCUGUACAGCAGCAGCACCUUGUACAGCCGCAGCAUUCCAUGCAGCAACAGCCGGUGCAACAGCUGCGGCCCCAAUAUGCACCAUCGGUAGGCGCCUCUAAUGCGUCCAUUGCCUCAGAGGCGUCGACACCGGUGUAUCAAGUUCAAUCCGGAUCUCAAAGCCUCUUCCCGGGGCUUCCUGGACCAUUCGGACGCGCAUCUACAGAUGCUGCAGCGCAGCAGAAAGAUAGCCAGGGAUCGCGAUGGAAAGGACUCAAGAACCGAAUGAGCGAGCAGAUUUCGCAAAGGUCACAGCCACAGCCACAGCAGCAGCAGCCACCGCAAUUACAAAACAUGAACCAGAGCCAGAACAAGACUGCCGUUGGAGACAAGAUCAAGGGCAACAAGUUACUGGGCGCUCUGAGACGUACAUCGAAACAGCCAGAGCUUAACCAAAGCCAGGCCAUCGUUCAGCCAUCUCCCAGCUCCAGGCAGCUUCCUAACCUGAUCCCACAGCCUCAUCCCCAGGGUUAUCAGCCGCAACCUGGACAGUUGCAGGGCCCACCGCCUAAUGGCAUGCCUGCUAACCCUCAACACUUGCAGUCAUCUAUGCAACCACCCAAUAUGCCGAGGGCAAAGACUAUGCCCCCUGGGCCACCACAGCAGAAUGCCCCCCCCCGAGACCAGACACGGUCAUCAGAGCCGCGUUAUGAAAGCGUCCCUAUUCCCAGGGGAUAUUCGGCGGUCCACGGCGAGGGCAUGAUGGUGCUAUCGCCAUAUCAACCGAAUGUUCGACGUCAGUUCGGCCCCCUACCGCCCCAGCAGCAGCAGCAGCAGCUACAGCAACACCCCCAUCCCCAUCCACAGAUGCAACGGCAAUGGCAAGGCGGUCAUCCUCCACCCAUGUCUCAGCAGCCUCAGCCAAUUCAAUUCCAAGGAAGCCCUCGCAUGGUUCAAGGCCCCCAGAACGGGGGGCUGGGCCACUUGAGAGCUCCAUCUGACUCACGAUCCGAUUAUCUCAAACCCCAGAGUCCUGAGUCAUUCAAUACGCAAUCGAGUCGGCACAAUAGACACAGUUCGCAAGGUAGCCAGAACAGCAGAGCUGAGGGCCCGCGGUCUGCCAGUGACACGGGCAGCAACCUGGGAAUGUCACAUCCCGGCAGCCCUCAGCCGUCUGAAAGGGGAAAUCUAUCCGUCAUGGACCGUCCUCGCUCUGCUUCACGAAGUCCCGCCGUAUCGGUUGGGGCUGACCAGAAGCCUGACUUGAAUCCUAGCGCAAAGCCAGAUGGAACAACUGACUCAAGCCGGGCGUCGAACCUUGGCAUAGAUGUAGAAAAAGCUCAACAACUAGUAGAGGAUGACCUUUAUUCCGCUACACCCAAGGUUGUACCAAUCGUGGCAGGAGAUUCUGGUAACCCACCCGCCACAUCUCAAUCAGCAUCAAAUGAGCAGGCAGAAAGCUCUGCAGUGGCAGCGGGCAAGGCCGUCAUCGUACCAGCAAACGCCGGUGCGAUGGCAGAGCUAGAAGACACGGAAGAAGCACGGAAGCGAGCCAUAAGGCUAGCAUCACAGGAGGAGAAGAUCUUUUACGAGCCUGAGGAUUACGAACCCAAGAUGAGCGCAACGAGCUAUCCUGGACAAGAGUGGAAUCCUUUUGGCGAACCGGAAUUUGCAGACUGGAAGGAAGAUUGA